Sclerotinia sclerotiorum 1980 UF-70 is the source of this 1383-nucleotide messenger RNA. RefSeq lists its product with no specific name. The record is from RefSeq and is a predicted model, not a curated record. Bases 1 to 1383 code for a protein of 460 amino acids. Lineage: Eukaryota; Fungi; Ascomycota; Leotiomycetes; Helotiales; Sclerotiniaceae. The transcript has a single exon.
AUGCCAAGUCAGUCCGGAACAGAAGAUUCACCUCGCGAACGCGACGAUCCGCUCACACGGCCCCCAGAUUUCCCACCCUCACCCCAAGGGCGCGACCAUCUCAGCCCGGAAACAAGAGCAUGGGAAGAAGCCCUGGACGAAUUAGAUAAACAACUUGACUAUGAGGAUAUCCACGGCCCAGGAACCUCGCAACAUUCAGGCUCUACAUGGAAAUACAUUCCAUCGAAUCCUCCAGAAACAGAUAGCCCUGGAAGCCAACGUGCCUCUAGAAAAUCAUUACGCGAGGAAGCAAGAGAACGAAUAAUGCGCGAAGUAAAAAACGAAUUUGCAGCCCAAGGGCGCACAUAUAGACUUGCAUUAUCCGAGUCAUCUGAAUCCUUAGGAGAAGGAAAAGUUACAGAUCUCCGCUCUUCUGCCGAUGUGACGCGCAAAAGAGAUGCUAAGGAGCAUGCGAAAAAAGAUCGGGGUGAGCAUUCAGUUGAUCGGCCUGCUGUUGGUGCUUCUGAAGGGAGAAAAGAUUAUUCAAUUGAGGCGAAAAUUAGGAGGAGAGAUGACGAAAAUCAAAAAUUGAGCGAUGAUGUGCUCAACGAAUGGAGUAUGAGGAUUGAAGCUUUGGAUGAAGAAGAGUUUCUCUCCUCUGACUCUGAAACCAAAAAACAAGAUGAGCCAAAAAGUUUACUCAAAAAAGUUGCUGAACUUGAAAAGAAAAGGAAGAAGAUCGAGAUUGUGGACCCUCCCACCGGAACAACAGAUGAAAAAGAAGGAAUGCAUUGGCUCGACUCACUUCAUGCUGAGAAGCUUUCUCCCGCCGAAUUCAAAGCUCGGAUGGACGCCAAGAUGCAGGAAUACGACCGUAGCUAUGAAAAUACGCAGCGAGAAGAAGCAGAAAGAACAGCUCGAGCAGCUGAAUGGCGUCUUUUGACCGAAGAAAUAGCAGCCGCGCGUAAACGAAAGAUGAAAACGUUGAAGAUGUAUGAGGCGUGGAAAGAGACGCAAAAACCAAAAUUCGAGAGUGUGCAGGAUAAGCAGCGGGCAGCGCGGAUGAGAUAUGAUCUGGCAUUUUAUCGCAAUAAGGCGUUUAUGGAGGUAGCUCCUUUAAUGGAUAGGGGUAACGAGGGGGAUAAUCACUUGGCUCAUGAUAGGAGUGCUGAGGGUGGAAGUGAAGCACAUCAUUCUUCUUCUGGUGGAAAAUUCUCAGUUCACAAUGAAACUCAUAGUCCUGGGCAUGCGACAGACCAAAAUAUACCUUGGGAUAAAAUCAGCUAUGCGAUGAAAAUGAUGGGUGUGAAUCAAGGUGGAGAGCCUGUAGCUCCUCCCACCGGUGGACAAAGAUCAUUUCAUAAUGAGCCUGAAAGCUCCUCAAGUGCCGCAAAGGAUACUUAG